AUGUUUUCGCAUUCGUCGUCAUUGUGGACAAAAAGUAAAUCAAAUAAGUUAGAUCGACCGCGUCCACCAUCGCCAUGGACAAACGAUCUUGCUGAUCAAGGACUUGCUGUUUUCGUUGUGCAAUGUGCGGGAACGGUGGAUCUAACACACGACGAUGAUGUCGACUUUUCCUAUAAAAAGAAAUUUCUGCAAUUCAUUUACCAAUGUCAGAUUGCACGACGGUUACCGAAGAAAUUAUCGGAAAAAUCUGCUGUACACUUGCAUAUCACUGCGGAACAAAUUAAAUUACUCAAUACUCAUCAAAAAACAAUUCUUUCGAUUCCUUCACAUCACAUUAUUGCUUGUUACUAUGUUGAAUACGACAAGGAUCAUAUUGUAGGAAUGAAAUAUGUUUCGGCUAAGGAUAAAGCUUCAACUGUUGAACUAAUCAUUUUCUUGCUCAAUGAUCGACACGAAGCAGAUGAACUAUGUUCGUCCAUGGACUUCUGUUUUCGUGCAAUCUAUAUCACAAAUGAACAAAACUCUGAUAUUAGUAAAAAGUUAUCUUUAUUAACAGUUUCCCUUUCUUCAACACAACAAUUGCGCAGUUCAAUUGGUUCAACAACAUCGUCGUCACCUUCAACUGUUCGUUCCCUGUCGGUGGCAUCGGCAUCAUCUUCAUCAAGGGUCGUUGUACUAGAUUCUUCAACAACUACUACCAGUGAUGAUGCAUCAACACCACGACGAAGACAUCGACGACCACGCGCGCGACAUGAUGAUGCCUCUCCCAAUCGAUCAUCAGCAAAAACUACGGCAAAAAUCAUUCAAAAUUAUCUUCUCGAUUUACAACUGGAACUGAAAAAUAGUGAAUUAGUUGAAUUCGGUAAAUUAUUGACGGAAUGGCAAUCGAAUCAAUUGACAACGAAAUCAUUUGUGAAGAAAACUGCUCGGCUUUAUGGCGAAUCGCGACGAAAUCUACUUGAUGGUUUACACGAUUUUCUUCCAAUCGAUGAACAAGUAUGGUUUCUUGACUACUUGGAUAAUCUCAAAACAACGAAACCAUCCUUAUUUAACAGUACUGAAUCACUGGAGAAAGUCGAGACGUUGUAA
Messenger RNA from Adineta ricciae, 1089 nucleotides. NCBI's taxonomy places the organism in Eukaryota, Metazoa, Rotifera, Eurotatoria, Adinetida, Adinetidae. The record is from the annotation of a GenBank genome assembly.